AUGGCAAAAUCGCGGUUUAAGUACGGCCUUAAUAUCUGGAAAAGUUGGCUGAUGGGCCAUCCGCGGUGGCGACUCCACGUGCAGAACUCGCGGCUGGCAGAGGAUGCUGCCUUCGCCUCCCGGUCCGCGGACGUCGGCCUCCAAAAGCAGACCAGCUACUGGUGCAACAUCAUGGCGCUGCGGGGGAACGUGUGGAUCCUCAACGCGCGGCAGCUGCUCACAGCGCGCAGGAGGGGAAUUGUUGGGCCACUGCCUAGUGUGACUGAGGACGAGAUUAACGAUCGCAGUAAGGGCGACGCCUUUGUUAAGGCUAUUGCUGCCUUUAACGUGCUCCUCCUUGUUACGCAGCUUGAGAUUGUUACUCUCUCCUUCUUGUUGUGCAGCCUCGCCACGUACAUGGUGCUACUAAGAAAGCCUAAGGAUGUAUGCACAUGUAUCUACGUGCUGGCGGCACGGCAACCUAGUGUUGACGACUUUAAGGAGCUUGGAUACCUGGGACCCUCUGCAUUCUGGUACGUGCGGGCGGAGACGUGGGUGCCCGACAACAGCGUGCACUACAUAGACGUCGGGAACAUCAGGUGGCUGCGUUUCCUGUUGCGCUACUCUUUGCUGCAUGUUAGUAUGAUAGCUACUCUCCUUACGUCUAUACUGUUUGGGGCGGUUUAUCUAAUAGCCUGGAAUUUUGAAUUCCUAACGCAAGGGGAACGGCUGGGCUGGCACAUUGCUUGUGUGCUGACUCUUGUAGUGCUGUUCUUUAUUGUGACGACAAUGAUGUACGCCGCAGACGUCUGGCGAAAGCUACUUAGGUUGAGCCUGGGCCGGGCUAAGAACGUGGGGAUUGGGAGGGCCUUUGUCCUUGUGGAGGCGUUGCGGUCGUUGACAUUACAGCUGGGUGGGGCGUUCACGGCCACGGAUAUGGGGGAUGGGGGUAUGAGUGCUAGAGGAGAACAUGGAAGGCGUAUUCGUCCUGACGAAUAUUCAAUGUUGCGUCCUGGUAUGGUAAUGACAAUGAUUUCGCAAUCGGAUAUUGCCAUCGGCUGCAGGGAGGGCGGCCGACCCGCUCCAGCCAUAGGGUUGUGGAGAGAGUUGAGUUGGUUAACUGAAGGCAAGGCUGAGGUUGAGUGGGGAUCGCAAGGCUGUGGGGCUGGGCCACAAGUCUUACAGUCAUUACAAGUAAAUUACACUGCUAUGAUUAUGUGGGCGCGGGGUUGUUUUGCACUAGCCGAAAUCGGUAGUUGGUUCGAUCAGAAGUACUGA
This is a messenger RNA of Lindgomyces ingoldianus, 1257 nucleotides long. RefSeq lists its product as uncharacterized. NCBI's taxonomy places the organism in Eukaryota, Fungi, Ascomycota, Dothideomycetes, Pleosporales, Lindgomycetaceae. The record is from RefSeq and is a predicted model, not a curated record. The coding region runs from base 1 to 1257 and encodes 418 amino acids. The transcript is spliced from 5 exons.